Prosopis cineraria is the source of this 775-nucleotide messenger RNA. RefSeq lists its product as uncharacterized. NCBI's taxonomy places the organism in Eukaryota, Viridiplantae, Streptophyta, Magnoliopsida, Fabales, Fabaceae. The coding region runs from base 115 to 432 and encodes 105 amino acids. The transcript is spliced from 3 exons. The record is from RefSeq and is a predicted model, not a curated record.
CUCAAAUCUCAUUGUGUUUGCAAUCAAGUGGGAAUGGACAAGUAUAAUGAGCCUAUAAAUAGGGGGAGUCGGAGUCCUUGAACCCAACCGAAUAUCAAAGAAAAUUAAAGGAACAUGGCGUCGUCUCAAAGCCAGAUCAGGGAAGUGCCGAUGGAAGGCAAGUUGGGCAACGUCUCGUGUAAAUGCGGAGAGGGUUGGACAUGCGAGAUCACUAAGACCUCAGCCCCCGAUGCCGGCAAACCGAACUUUAAAUGUGGUGAAAAUUGCAACUGCUCUAUCGAGGGGGUAAAGGAGAUAGUAGGUGAGGGUGGAAGCAGAGCGAAGUGCGAGUGUGGAGAAGGAUGGAGCUGCGUGGUUUCCAGGGUUGAUCCGUUUGAUGCCCAGAAGGGCUUCGAGUGCUCUGGCCCAUGCACCUGUGAUGUGGUGGCCUAAAUAUAUUCCAUAUCACUAAUUAUAUGAUCUUAAUUAUAUAUGUCUGAGUCUCUGGUUUAAAUAAUGGUUGCAAAAAUAAAGAAGUGUAGUCUGUUAAAACUCUGUCACUUCAGUUUUAUAUGUAUAUAUCCCCAUGUAUGUCCUUUGCUAGCAAAUCAAGAAUUUUAUGUAUGCAUGUACGUAAGAACCUGUUACUUCGGUUAUAUACAUGUAUGGACUUGCGCGCGCGCGCGCACACACACACACAUAUAUAUAUAUUAUAUGUAUAUGUAUAUGUGUAUGUGUAUAUGUAUAUGUAUAUGUAUAUGUAUGCUUAAUCAAAUAAAUUAUUUCAUCAACGAAA